This is a messenger RNA of Pseudo-nitzschia multistriata, 2359 nucleotides long. The record is from the annotation of a GenBank genome assembly. NCBI's taxonomy places the organism in Eukaryota, Bacillariophyta, Bacillariophyceae, Bacillariales, Bacillariaceae.
CCCUAUGGAUCGGCACAGAACAGUGACAUUACGUAAUCAGUAAUCCGUAAUCCUACGGUACGGAAUCUUCCUCGACACCGCCGUACUCUCACUUCACACUGAUGGCACUAGCUGAUCCCAGUUGCUCCGUCACAUUUCUAAUCUCCUUCUGUGAAACCGAGGCCGAMGUGUAGUUCCAGAAAAAGCCAAGGAGGACGUUCCCGUGGGCGAACUCUGAAGACAAAAUGGCACCAUUUGUGAAGCUUCGAAAGACAAAACUCCCUGAAGACCAGCAUCAUCCAUCGGAAUAUCGCGGGAUCUUCGGCGAAAAAGGCGACUCGGAUGAUUGGAACGAGGCAGUGAGAGAUUUUCCAAACAAAGUCCCUCGAUUCGAAUCGCAAGACGACUGCUUGCAGUUCAUGAAAGAGUAUGUCCGACAUCACGGUGGAUCGAAUCCAGGAUUCCCCCACUUGAAACAUAUCUUUACCACUUUAAUCACAUGGGAUCAAAUAGAACAGAUAUUGAUACCGGCGAUUACCAAAGCUCGAAAGGAACCCAGCCAAGCCAAAAAAGUUCCCCAGGAUUACGGCCGUACUCCCGACGACAACUCACGCAACAUCUAUGAACGUUCCGGAGGCAAAGAAGUUGUGGACGCUAUCAAUUUUCGACUUAAUCUUCCAUUUCAUAAAGCAACAACGCCUGUCUCGGUUUUGAAUACGUUGAAAUAUCUCUUUUUCCACAUGAAAUGUGGAAUUUACGUAAUGAUUCGUGACGGGAAGGUUAGAAUAUUCUGUCCCUUUUCCAACAGAGAUUAUCGCAAUACUUGGAGCGGGAGAUUAAAAAUUGAGGGAGGUGGCUCCCUCGAGGAAUAUUAUGCAAAGAAGAAGGGCAUUUGCCGAAAAGAAAACAUCGAGGAAGACUUGUCCGUCUGGUGGGCAAACGGGAACAUUAUUUGCAAUGAGCUUUCUUCAAAUAAGAACGAGACCAAAUAUCAAAUCCAGGUAUGGGGUGAUCAAUUCUUGUCACCCUUGAAAGACAUGUUGGCCGAGGCCUGUCGAGAACGACAGAUUCCGGAUUGCGAAUUUUUCCUGAACAAGCGUGACUACCCCCAGCUGAAGGUAAACGUGGAGCGCGGCAUCCCAGUUGAGCCGUAUGGCUUUAUAUUUGAUAAGGACGACCGAGAUCCAGCACAGGAUGUAGACCUUGUGGACGAACACAAAUUUAAGACAUAUGCUCCCAUCGUAAGUUUCUAUGCUGCUGCCGAAGAUCGCUUUUCCGAUAUACCGUGGCCAUCCUCCGAAGAUUGGGAGGGAGCCUGCGGAUUGGUUUUUCCACAAACGUUCCUGUACAAAGAGGUGGACGAGGAAGGCUACCCCGUUUUCAAGCCUCCCCGUGAUCUGUUUACGGAACAAAACUUUCAAAAAUUCAAGCGAGGAUGGUAUGAAGGCCGCGUCGCUACAGCAUUUUUCAGGGGAACGGCUACAGGAGGAGGAACAACCGUCGACAACAACCAGCGCCUCAAAGUGGCUUCUUUGUCACACGAAUGGAAAGAUGACGAAGAAAAAGGCGGAGAUGAACCCUUCCUAGAUGCAGCCAUUGUAGGGUGGAAUCUAAGAGACAAAAAAGAGGCGGCGCAUCCGAUGACAUUUUUGAGGCCAAGUGAUUUUAAAUUUACAGCUGGAAGACAUCACUUCACACCGAUCUACGAACAAUCAAGGUAUAAGUAUUUGGUGUACGUUGAUGGSCAUUGCGCUGCGUGUCGUUAUGCCUUCAUGAUGCGGUUAGGAUCGGUCAUUUUAAAGGUUGAACCUCGGCAGGUUGCCGAUAGAAUGUGGUACUUUCCUCUCUUGCAGCCAUAUGUGGAUCACAUUCCUAUAAAAUCGGAUCUCUCGGAUUUGGAAGAAAAAAUUCGGUGGUGUCGUGAGCACGACGAAGAGUGUCGAGAGAUUGCUGAAAAUUGCCUCAAACUGUACGACAAGUACGUAGCACGUGCUGGACUUCUGGAUUACGUCGAAAUGGUUACCAAACACAUAGCCAAGAGGCACAUCGAAGCUCCUGGAUGGUGGGAGGCUCCACCACCAGCGCUACCACCUCCCAAGCUCAACAAGCCCACUACUCUUUGCUAUGAACACAAAGGAACUGGUGAAUCCCGUCUCUGCGUCCGGUGUCAAGAAGAUGCUGACAAGGAACAAAAGGAAUUGGAAGCGACCCAAAAACUUGCAGCGAGCGAAAAGAAGAGCAAGAAGCAAAGAAAGCAGGCGUUGCGGGAGCGAAUGCUCAAGCGGUCCAGAAAGUGAUGGAUGAAUCGAUUCGGAACUUCUCACGUCAUGAAUGCCGUUUUUCGGCACCUUGCCCUUAGUGCGUGGAACCAAAGUUGACU